GCUUAUGAACUUAAUGGCUUGUUUUCUGUGCUGAUGUUGGCCUGGAUCUUCCUACCCAUCUACAUUGCUGGUCAGGGUCUGGCUUUGUCCCCAGGAUGGAAUGCAGUGGUGCAAUCUUGGCUGACCUGGUCUCCCCAGCCUCCCCAGCAGCUAGGACCACAGAUGCAAGUCACCACACCCAGCUAAUUUUUGCAUUUUUUUUUUUAGUAGAAAAUACAAAAAUCCUGCCAUGUUACCCAAGCUGGUCUCGAACUCCUGGGCUCAAGUGAUCUGCACACCUCAGCCUCCCAAUCCGAGUAGCUGGAAUUACAGGCAUAAGCCACCAUGCCCAGCCUAUGUUUCUGCUUUUUGCUAAAAAAUAAAAAUAAAAAUAAAAGUAUAUAGCUCAUGCCUGUAAUCCUAGCACUUUGGGAGGCCAAAGCAGGCAGAUCACUUGAGCCUAGGAGUUCGAGACCAGGCUGGGCAACAUGGUGAAAACCUGUCUCUACUAAAAAAAUACAAAAAUUAUCCAGGCAUGGUGGUAAGCACCCGUAAUCCCAGCUACUCAGGAGGCUGAGGAGCCAUGAGAAUUGCUUGAGCCCGGGAGGCAGAGGAUGCAGUGAGCUGAGAUCACACCACUGCACUCCAGCCUGUAAGACAGAGCGAGACCCUGUCUCAAUCAUAUAUAUAUAUAUAUAUUUUUUUAAACUAUAUAUAUAUUUUAAAAUCAUGUAUAUGAUUCAGUGGUUUUUUUUCUUCCUUUGCACACAAAACUAUAAUAAUUGAGCUAUUUCUGACUGGUACAAAAUGUCAACGUUUUAGUUACAAAAUAAUGCUACUUUUGACUCUUUGAAAAGCAUUGUUUUGUGGGGUUUUUUUUUUUUUUUUUUUGACAGAGUUUUGCUCUUGCCCAGGCUGGAGUGCAAUGGUGUGAUCUCGGCUCACUGCAAACCUCUGCCUCCCGGUUUCAAGCAAUUCUUCUGCCUCAGCCUCCCAAGUAGCUGGGAUUACAGGCGCCCACCACCACCCCCAGCUAAUUUUUGUAUUUUUAGUAGAGAUGGGGUUUCACCAUGUUGGCCAGGCUGGUCUGGAACCCCUGAUCUUGUGAUCCACCCACCUCGUAAUCCUCCCAAAGUGCUGGGAUUACAGGCCUGAGCCAUCAUGCCUGGCCUGAAAAGCAGUUUUUAAAAAAUCAUCUAUGAUCUCACUGGCAGCAUUGUAUCAUUCAUACUUUCUAACCUUUAUUCUGUUCUAGAUGUUCUAUUGCACAUGGCAAGAUCACACAAUAUCACAGUGUUGUUCAUAAAGCAAUAACUGAUUUUAGCUUUUUAUUAUGGAAAUAUUAAAAAAUAUGCAAAGUAGGCUGGGCAUGGUGGCUCAUGUAUGUAAUCCCAGCACUCUGGGAGGCCGAGUUGGGUGGAUUGCUUCAGGCCAGGAGUUUGAGACCAGCCUGGGCAACAUGGCAAAAUCCCAUCUCUACCAAAAAUACAAAAAUUAGCUGGGUGUGGUGACGCACACCUAUAGUCUCAGAUACUCAGGAGGCUGAGGCAGGAGGAUUAGGAUCACUUGAGACCGGUAGGUUGAGGCUACAGUGAGCCAUAAUUGUGCCACAGCACUCCAGUCUGGGGGACAGAAUGAGACCCUGUCUCAAACACACACACACACACACACACACACACACACACACACACACACACAAGUAGAAAAAGCUUAGGAAUCAGAAAUCAUGUUAAAAAUCCUUCUGGCUGGAUGCAGUGGCUCAUGCCUGUAAUCCCUGCACUUUGGGAGGCCAUGCAGGGAGAAUCACUUGAGUCCAGGAUUUCAAGACCAGCCUGGGCAACAGAGCAAGACCUCAUCUCUACUAAAAAUUUUUUUUAAAUUAGCCGGGCCUGGUGGCGAGUGCCUGUGGUCCCAGCUACUCCGGAGGCUGAAGUGGGAGGAACACUUGAGCCCAGGAGUCGGAAGCUGCAGUGAGCUAUGAUCACGCCACUGCAGUCUAGCCUGAGUGACAGAGAAUAGUUCAAUUCUGUAUUAAGGGCAGGGAUAUAUGGGUAAGUAACCUCCCUUGGAGGUAAUCCCAAAAGUCUAAAAGCAAGACCUUUGGUGAGCAGGGGGCCUGAGUCUGCUCCUGACCCCUGCGGCUAGCUCCCAUGUAGACACAGCAUCUGAGGUAUAACAACACUGGACUGGAAAUGAAGCUCUCCGAGUCAAGGCAUCAAGAAAGUUAUUGAGCACCUACUACAGGAAGGCAUAUAUGAUGGUAGAGAUGCAGGUCACCACGAUGCCAGAAUACCUACGGAAGCGCUUCGGUGGCAUCAGAAUCCCCAUCAUCCUGGCUGUACUCUACCUAUUUAUCUACAUCUUCACCAAGAUCUCGGUAGACAUGUAUGCAGGUGCCAUCUUCAUCCAGCAGUCUUUGCACCUGGAUCUGUACCUGGCCAUAGUUGGGCUGCUGGCCAUCACUGCUGUAUACACGGUUGCUGGUGGCCUGGCUGCUGUGAUCUACACGGAUGCCCUGCAGACGCUGAUCAUGCUUAUAGGAGCGCUCACCUUGAUGGGCUACAGUUUCGCCGCGGUUGGUGGGAUGGAAGGCCUGAAGGAGAAGUACUUCUUGGCCCUGGCUAGCAACCGGAGUGAGAACAGCAGCUGCGGGCUGCCCCGGGAAGAUGCCUUCCAUAUUUUCCGAGAUCCGCUGACAUCUGAUCUCCCGUGGCCGGGGGUCCUAUUUGGAAUGUCCAUCCCAUCCCUCUGGUACUGGUGCACGGAUCAGGUGAUUGUCCAGCGGACUCUGGCUGCCAAGAACCUGUCCCAUGCCAAAGGAGGUGCUCUGAUGGCUGCAUACCUGAAGGUGCUGCCCCUCUUCAUAAUGGUGUUCCCUGGGAUGGUCAGCCGCAUCCUCUUCCCAGAUCAAGUGGCCUGUGCAGAUCCAGAGAUCUGCCAGAAGAUCUGCAGCAACCCCUCAGGCUGUUCGGACAUCGCAUAUCCCAAACUCGUGCUGGAACUCCUGCCCACAGGGCUCCGUGGGCUGAUGAUGGCUGUGAUGGUGGCGGCUCUCAUGUCCUCCCUCACCUCCAUCUUUAACAGUGCCAGCACCAUCUUCACCAUGGACCUCUGGAAUCACCUCCGGCCGCGGGCAUCUGAGAAGGAGCUCAUGAUUGUGGGCAGGGUGUUUGUGCUGCUGCUGGUCCUGGUCUCCAUUCUCUGGAUCCCUGUGGUCCAGGCCAGCCAGGGCGGCCAGCUCUUCAUCUAUAUCCAGUCCAUCAGCUCCUACCUGCAGCCGCCUGUGGCGGUGGUCUUCAUCAUGGGAUGUUUCUGGAAGAGGACCAAUGAAAAGGGUGCCUUCUGGGGCCUGAUCUCGGGCCUGCUCCUGGGCUUGGUUAGGCUGGUCCUGGACUUUAUUUAUGUGCAGCCUCGAUGCGACCAGCCAGAUGAGCGCCCGGUCCUGGUGAAGAGCAUUCACUACCUCUACUUCUCCAUGAUCCUGUCCACGGUCACCCUCAUCACUGUCUCCACCGUGAGCUGGUUCACAGAGCCACCCUCCAAGGAGAUGGUCAGCCACCUGACCUGGUUUACUCGUCAUGACCCCGUGGUCCAGAAGGAACAAGCGCCACCAGCAGCUCCCUUGUCUCUUACCCUCUCUCAGAACGGGAUGCCAGAGGCCAGCAGCAGCAGCAGCGUCCAGUUCGAGAUGGUUCAAGAAAACACGUCUAAAACCCACAGCUGUGACAUGACCCCAAAGCAGUCCAAAGUGGUGAAGGCCAUCCUGUGGCUCUGUGGAAUACAGGAGAAGGGCAAGGAAGAGCUCCCGGCCAGAGCAGAAGCCAUCAUAGUUUCCCUGGAAGAAAACCCCUUGGUGAAGACCCUCCUGGACGUCAACCUCAUUUUCUGCGUGAGCUGCGCCAUCUUUAUCUGGGGCUAUUUUGCUUAGUGUGGGGUGAACCCAGGGGUCCAAACUCUGUUUCUCUUCAGUGCUCCAUUUUUUUAAUGAAAGAAAAAAUAAUAAAGCUUUUGUUUACCACAAGGCUUCCAAGUGUUUAUAGACCAUUUUCAACAUGACACUUAGCUCUUUUCUUUUUUCUUUUUUUGAGACAGUGUCUCGCUCUGUCACCCAGGCUGGAGU
Molecule: messenger RNA, 4099 nt
Organism: Gorilla gorilla gorilla (western lowland gorilla)
Lineage: Eukaryota; Metazoa; Chordata; Mammalia; Primates; Hominidae
Gene: SLC5A11
Product: solute carrier family 5 member 11
Exons: 14
Coding region: 2234-3907 (557 amino acids)
Biological process (GO): transmembrane transport
Cellular component (GO): plasma membrane
Molecular function (GO): D-glucose:sodium symporter activity
Source: RefSeq, a predicted model, not a curated record